AUGCGGCGAACGAUCCAGCAGCUCGACUUAGACGGUCGGCAAGGCCACGAUGCCAUCUUCGACGCUUCUUAUCUCGAGGAUAUUUCCGCUGCCCUCGCCGAAUGGGGAGCAUCCCGCAUCCUCCUAGUCGUGAGCACGACCCUCGACACGAAGACAACCCUGAUCAAAGACUUGGAGGAUCGUCUGUCGCAUUGUUCGCUACAGAAGAAAACGGGUGUGGGUAGCCACUCCCCAUACCGGGAUAUCAUCGACAUUGCACACACAGUCCAGAACCAUGACAUUGAAGUCGUUGUCUCCAUCGGAUCAGGAUCAUACUCCGACGCGUGCAAAAUCGCCGUCAUGCUCAGUGCCACUCUACCCGCUGGCUUUGGUGAAGACGACAUGGAAGCUCUGGUCGAUCAGGCCCACGGCCUUGCUGGCCCCGAGGGAAUCAAUGCACCCACCACUAAAUUGAUCUGCGUGCCAACCAGUCUCAGUGCGGGAGAGUGGAACAUGUUUGCCAGUGCCACAAAUUCCCAGGGCAAAAAGCAGCACUUCGUACACCGCGACGGAUCACCAACAUUGAUCCUGAUGGAUCCCCGGGUCGCGAGUACCAUGCCACCCCACCUGUGGCUGGCGUCUGGGGUACGUGCCGUGGAUCAUUUCGUGGAGACCCUCUGCAAUCCCCAGUGCCAUGAGGAAGCAGCGGCGCAUGUCAAAAAAGGGCUACCAAUCUUAGUCCAGGGCCUGAAGGAUUAUCACACGGGUCAGGAGAACCAUAACGAAGAGGCGUUGCUGAAAGGAAUCUCCGAGUGUCAGCGUGGGUCUAAAGAUGCUCUCAUGCCGUUCAUUAAAUGGAAGAUCACCAUGGGACCAAGCCAUGCGAUUGGCCAUCAACUGGGAAGUGUCGCUGGCGUGCAGCAUGGUAAUUGCAUCAUCUUACCACCCACGCUGCGAGUCACCCAGCCUCGAACCAAAGCUGCCCAGGAUGAGAUCCUUAGCAUUCUCAGCGAGGUGCUCGGGUUCCAGGAAACAGAAGCCGCUGACGCCAUGUUACGAUUCGUCCAACUGCUGGGCCUGCCAUCCCGACUGUCCGAGGUCAACGUUACCAGUGACGAACAGUUGCACAAGAUCGCCGACAUGGCUUUGACUGACGUCUUGGCCAAGCAAACGAGCCUUCUCCCAGAUAAGGAUGCGGUUAUGCGAAUUCUUGAAAUGGCGAGGUGA
Molecule: messenger RNA, 1206 nt
Organism: Aspergillus sclerotioniger CBS 115572
Lineage: Eukaryota; Fungi; Ascomycota; Eurotiomycetes; Eurotiales; Aspergillaceae
Product: iron-containing alcohol dehydrogenase
Exons: 3
Coding region: 1-1206 (401 amino acids)
Cellular component (GO): mitochondrion
Molecular function (GO): metal ion binding; alcohol dehydrogenase (NAD+) activity
Source: RefSeq, a predicted model, not a curated record